Pygocentrus nattereri (red-bellied piranha) is the source of this 2158-nucleotide messenger RNA. It is a transcript of the gene rbm46, whose product is annotated as RNA binding motif protein 46. Lineage: Eukaryota; Metazoa; Chordata; Actinopteri; Characiformes; Serrasalmidae. The record is from RefSeq and is a predicted model, not a curated record. Gene Ontology annotation, cellular component: nucleus. Gene Ontology annotation, molecular function: mRNA binding. The coding region runs from base 73 to 1671 and encodes 532 amino acids. The transcript has 6 exons.
UUUAAGUAUAGUUUUAAUCGUUUUUAAAUUUUGGUUCCUUGACGAGUCAACGGGCCCACGCUGGAGGUGGUAAUGGAAGAACACAGUUGGUCUUGCCAGGACAGUAAGAUGGAAAGCCCAAAUGAAGCUGCGCUCUUGGCCCUAAUGGAGAAGACAGGAUACAGUAUGGUUCAGGAAAAUGGACAAAGAAAAUUUGGUGGCCCACCACCAGGCUGGGAAGGUCCCCCUCCACCAAGAGGCUGUGAGGUGUUUGUGGGGAAAAUUCCCCGGGAUAUGUAUGAGGAUGAGCUGGUGCCUGUGUUUGAACGUGCAGGCCGCAUCUAUGAGUUCCGUUUGAUGAUGGAGUUUAGUGGGGAAAAUCGUGGCUAUGCUUUUGUCAUGUAUACCACUCGAGAAUCUGCACAGCGGGCCAUCCAUCUUCUUGACAACUAUGAGAUCCGUCCAGGGAAGUUUAUAGGAGUAUGCGUGAGUCUAGACAACUGUCGGCUCUUUAUCGGCUCCAUCCCAAAAGACAGGAAGAAAGAGGAGAUACAAGAGGAGAUGAUAAAAGUGACUGAUGGGGUGGUGGAUGUCAUUGUGUACCCCAGUGCCACAGACAAAAGUAAGAACCGUGGUUUUGCCUUUGUGGAGUAUGAAUCGCACAAAGCUGCUGCCAUGGCCCGCAGAAAACUCAUACCAGGAACGUUCCAGUUGUGGGGGCAUACUAUUCAGGUUGACUGGGCUGAACCAGAGAAGGAUGUAGAUGAAGAGACAAUGCAGCGUGUACGGGUGCUGUAUGUACGCAAUCUUAUGUUGCACACCACAGAGGAGACGCUUCGGUCUGAAUUCUCUCGUUUAAAGCCUGGCUCUGUGGAGCGUGUUAAGAAGUUGACAGACUAUGCCUUUAUCCACUUCCACAACCGUGAAGACGCACUUGCUGCACAACAGUCCAUGAACGGCAAACUUAUUGAUGGCUCGCCCAUUGAAGUUACUCUGGCUAAGCCAAUCAGCAAAGAUGGGAGUCGAAGAUUUGGAACACGGGCCAGCCAUAAUGGAAUGGCAGGGGGGCUGUAUGGUGACUCCAACUUUCUUUUACAGAGCAAAGAUGACUCUGGUAUCAGCUUGGGUACGGGGAUUAUGAGUGAAGGGUUAUGUUCACGUCCCCUUAGCUUACCACCUCGCUGGAGCAAUCCGUAUGCUGUGGACUUGGAACGCUGUGUGUAUCCGUUCCUGCCAGGAUCCACUCUGGUACCAGUUAGUCUGCAGACUCUCAAACCCAGCCAGCUGAGCUCUGCUGUGUCAUUGCUGGAAUAUUACUGCCACAAGAAUGGAUGGUCACUGCCAGAGUAUUACCUUUACUCCGCAGCAGGGCACGAAGGAAAAACACUGCUCAUUUAUAAAGUUGUAAUCAGCAGCACCAGAAGCAGCUAUAUGCCUGAUAAAGUUUGUUCCAUUUUGGAGGAUGCCAAGGAACUUGCUGCUCAGAACACACUUUGGAACCUUGAUUCAUCAUUCCAGGGUCCUGGUUUGGCUGGGAAUUUUACUCCCCCUGCAUCACCUGGUUUGCUGUCAUUUCCAUGUCGAUCUCUGCCGUAUCCAGGAUACUCCAUGGCGCCCAUCUCACCUCCCCUACCCAUUCCUGGUGCCGGUGGCCAGAGGCUCUACAUUCCAAGCCAGUCAUCCUUCUUCUGAAGCCAUAUUUUUGAAGCAAAGCAGGUUUGGUUAUGCUGUUUUUGUUUUUUUCUUAGAUUUUUUGGGAAUUACUUAGCCUAGCUGAUUUUGAUAGUAGCUAUUUUCAGGUUUAUAUUUUUAAAUUACUAUCUUUUCUAGAUAGUAUUCACAUGUUCUAUUUGAAUAUUAAUGUGCUACAAAAUCUACCUUUUGUGUAUUUAAUCGUAAAACAAGUUAUCUUAUGUCAGAAAGACAUUAGUUUUAGUGUGUCAGUGUUUAAACCUCUGACCGUAGCACGUUAGAACUCCACAGAAGAGGUCACCUAAAGGUUUUUUGUUGUUUUGUUCCUGUCUUCAAGAGACAGUUCUUGGCCCUGCGGUUUGUCCAGGUUUGAUACUCAACCUCUGCAAUGAAAUGCAAGUUUUGCUAAUAAGUCACAAACAAAUUUCCACCAUGUAUCAGUUCUUAAACAAGCCACUUGUGUAACCAUUAUUUUUGAUUGUGCUAU